UUAUUAAAAAACACUGUUUACAUCCCAUAACGCUAGCUUCAGCUCAGUGCGCCGCCAUCUUUGAACUGAUAAAAAAAUAGCCAUAUGUAUACAUAGACUCUGCAUAGCGUAGCAGCCGGCGCCAGGAGGCAGGCUAUGCAGAAUCUAUGUAUGUGUGUCUGUCAUUAUCAGUACAGUGAUGGCGGUGCUUGGAGCUGAAGCUCACAUUAUAGGAUGUAAACAGUGUUUUUUAAUAAGCUUCUUGCGCACUUUUUAAAUGAUUAAUUCCUUGUUUUAAAUGUGGAACUACUUUGGGCUGAAUAAUGGUGGAAAGGGAAAAUCAUGCCCUGUGUCACUCUGAUGGAUGUUCGGACAUUUCUGCAUCUCGAAAUGCUGUGGGAGAACGGAGGUGUGCUAUAUCAAAGGUAAGUACUUUUUAUCAUGUUUUACUACAAUAAAAGUCAGUUUUACACCGCAGUUGUCCUUUAAGGAUGUGAUUAUUACAUGAAAUGUAACUGUUUUAACCUGUGACCCUAACCCAUAAGCCUCCUAGCAGGUUUUGCCUCUAAGGAGUUUAGGUAAGUUGAAAAAAAUUAAAGGAGUUGUUUUAAUGCAAAAAAUCGCAUUUGGCACCUUUUAGUUUUUAACUGUUGUAAAGGCCUACUUCAUAAUGCAAAACUAUAGAUGUUAUUCAGUUACCAAACAUAUAAAUUUUAAUAUUCAACAAAUAAUCUUAUUUUUUCCAAAGAUUUCUGAUUUCAUAGAGUAUGUGCUGCCUUUCAUAUGUUUUGCUGUUCUUCACAAUACUAAUUUUAUUCAGUUUAUUCAGUCUUCAAAGGAUCCUCAGCAUGAGCUGGUUGAGUAUGGCCCUACAGCAGGACCAUCAAUGGACCAGCAGCAUGAGGCCAUGUCUUCAGGACAAGGAGAAUUGUUUGGAGGCCCUCAACAAAACACCAGAUGGUAGAGACAUAGUGUGCAGUCUUGACACAGAACAGUGCCUCUCGCUUAAGCAGCGGAGGGCUAUGGUUCGAAUCCUAGUGUCAUAUCUCAUCGAGCGGUUUGGAGAGACUCCAUCAUCGGAAACAAAGAAAAACAUGGCCUCUUCUUUGGUGACUGAAUUUCCAUGUCUAAAAGAUCAGCAUGGGAAUGGCAAUGAAGCAUGGUAUAGUCCAGGUCGAAACCACAGACCAGCAACUGGCUUCAUUGAAGAACGUUUAAGAAAUGUACGGAAGAGGCUCCGUAGUGGAACGAGCAGACCUAGCCAUGUGGAGAACAACGUAAUCAGUAGUUUGGUUUUGCCAGAGACUGAAAUAUCUGAUGAGAGGGCAGAGGCAAUGAUGGAGUGGCUAAAAAAUAACAUCAGACCCCUAAGCCAAGUUGAAGAAUACAUGAAGCAGACAGCCAUCCAUAGAGCUAAGUGGAUAAGGGAGCAUGGGUCAAAGACCAUGGAAGAGAUCAAGAGAGAGUAUCCACGUCUGCUGGAUACACCAGGAAUGAUUGCUCAGGACUUUUCCAUUUUACACCCAGCCUGUGCCGGGAAACUUGCAGAAAAGUGGAUGCCUGUUUUCAAAGACAAAAUUUUACGAUUUGCUAGCCAGGAGAAGCAAGCUUCUGGAAUUAUUUCCAAAGUGGAUUCUGUGUGUACAGAUGCACAAGGUGAUAUGGCUUUGAGAUUAUUGCCAGUAAUCCUUCCAGCUUCUGUCUAUAGGAUUGGUCGGAAGAGCUUCCGUCCAAGCUGUGAAGAAACAAAAAAAUCAUUUAUUGAUCUGCAACCAGUUGGGACUAAUAUGGUGGAAUUCCUGUCCGAGGCACAAGGCACAAGACCUUACCCGUUUGUUUUGGCUCUAGGUGAUGAUCAGCGUUGCUCACAAUCAUUUGUGGUCAUCAAUGGGGAGGCCAUGGAGCAGAGUACACUUAUUGGAGCUGUUGAUGUUUGUUUUAAAGCAUACUAUGUCUUUGACAUAAACUACCCCAGACAGUGUUCUUCAGUGUGGGAGUUUUUACAGACUGUCGUCUAUGAACUGCCAGGUCAGGAAUCUCCCUCUGUAAGACUUUUGCGGGCAUUUAUUUUUUCCACCCAGUAGUGAAGCUCGUUUGCAGCUCCUUUGUAUAUUAUACAUGUUUGUAAAAAAAAAAUGUUGUUACUGAGAUGUUUUUGUUGAUGUAAAAUAGAGAACGGUUGUUGUUAAUUAGAAAUGUUUAUGAAAUGAAGAAUAGUUGAUGAUGAGAAAUGUUGAUGAAAUGGAGAAUGGUUGAUGUUAAUAUAUGUUGAUGAGAAAUGAUGAAAUGUUGAUGAAACGGAGAAUGGUUGAUGUUAAUAUAUGUUGAUGAGAAAUGAUGAAAUGUUGAUUAAACGGAGAAUGGUUGUUGGUGAGAAAUAAUGUUGAAAUGAUGUUAAUGAAAUGGUUAUUGAGAUGUUGUUGAGAAGAAAUGGUGUUAUGGUUUUGAGAAAUUACUUUGUUGAAAAAUUACAAAAACAAUAAAGCAUUUUAUUGUUAA
Molecule: messenger RNA, 2478 nt
Organism: Astyanax mexicanus (Mexican tetra)
Lineage: Eukaryota; Metazoa; Chordata; Actinopteri; Characiformes; Acestrorhamphidae
Exons: 9
Coding region: 747-2063 (438 amino acids)
Source: RefSeq, a predicted model, not a curated record